This is a messenger RNA of Sinocyclocheilus grahami, 2755 nucleotides long. RefSeq names its product T-box transcription factor TBX18-like. Gene Ontology annotation, molecular function: RNA polymerase II cis-regulatory region sequence-specific DNA binding; DNA-binding transcription factor activity, RNA polymerase II-specific. Lineage: Eukaryota; Metazoa; Chordata; Actinopteri; Cypriniformes; Cyprinidae. Gene Ontology annotation, biological process: somitogenesis; cell fate specification; regulation of transcription by RNA polymerase II. The record is from RefSeq and is a predicted model, not a curated record. The transcript has 7 exons. Gene Ontology annotation, cellular component: nucleus; chromatin. Bases 189 to 1544 code for a protein of 451 amino acids.
UGACAGACCGAUGAGACUGUUUUAAAUAGACUGUUGCUUCGUUUUCAACGUCUUUGUCACAGCGCCCGUGGUAAUUAGCUACUGUAGCGGACUAUUCUGACUCAAGGAAUGCUAGAUUAAGUGCUGUUGCAAAUGCACUUCUCGUGAACUUCUCUUUCUCGGCCAGUCUGUCUUCUCGGUUUGUUACCAUGACUGAGAAACGACGGUCCCCGUGUACUAUGAGCCUUAAAGCGCACGCAUUCUCGGUAGAAGCGCUUAUUGGGACGGAGAAAAAAAGAAAGCUGGAGGAGGACAAUGAAAACUGUUUCGAGGAGGAAAACGAGGGGUCGAACCUGACAGAAAGCCCGCAACCCCGGCCUGGGAGAACUUGUCCAAGCACCAGGAGCUGCGAGACAGACUGCGCAAGCGACGAAUCCCCGGAGUCUGAGGACGUGUUGUUGGAUAGCCCACAACCUGCAUCCCAAGGCUCGCAGGUCCUCGUGCAAUCAGCCACGAGCUCCGGGGAGGAGACGCGCGUGGACCUGCAGGGCUCAGACUUGUGGAAGCGAUUCCACGAGAUAGGAACUGAAAUGAUCAUCACCAAAGCCGGCAGGCGAAUGUUUCCCGCGAUGAGAGUUAAGAUUGCGGGACUGGAUCCUCAUCAACAGUAUUAUAUCGCUAUGGAUAUUGUUCCCGUCGACAACAAACGGUACAGGUACGUGUACCACAGCUCGAAGUGGAUGAUAACAAGACUGAAGAUCGACAGGAACCCUUUUGCAAAAGGAUUCAGAGACUCGGGAAGAAACAGGAUGGGACUAGAGGCUCUGGUUGAGUCGUAUGCGUUCUGGCGGCCCUCACUCAGAACUCUGACAUUUGAGGACAUCCCUGGAAUCACUAAACAAGGUGCAGCUGGCUCUCACGGUGUUGUUGGGUCUUCAACACACGCGCAUCUGCUGUCCUCAUCCUCAUGUUCUUCCCCUACAUUCCACCUGGGUUCCGGGGCGGGGCCAGUGUGUGAUUACUCCACCUGCAGUCGAACAAGCCACCCACUCCAUCGCUACGCCCCUCCCCUCUCUGCAGACUCCUACAGUCGAUUGGCCAGCCCAGCAGCAGAUGCGUUUUCCACUACUCGGAGCUCCACGUAUGUGAGCGGGACUGAAGGUGAAGCUUUCUCGUGCACACAGACUGGCCUGCCAAUCCAGAUCCACAGCAUGCCAAGCACAACCUCCCAGCUACAGUACCUAAUGCCCAGCCACACCCAUAAUGCAUUUUCCACCAAUCAGAGCACACAGGGUUCCUAUAACGGAUUCCGCCUGCACAGCCCGUAUGGUCUCUAUGGUUACAACUUCUCCACUUCUCCUCGCCUGGCCACCAGCCCUGAAAAGACAGCAGCUACGCAAAGUUCAUUCCUUGGCUCCUCCCCUAGCGGGACACUGACGGACAGGCAGGUUCUAUCCACUGUGGACAGUCUGCACAUGCUCAGCAGUAGUCAACAGAAUAUUUUUGACUCACGGACUUUGGGGUUGACAAGCUCCACCUCCCAGGUGACAGCCCACAUGGCUUGACCUGCAUCCCAAAAACUUUGACGGACUUCAAACUCAGCUAAGAAUGUUUUCUUUGAGUAUAAACUACUUUAGAGGACUAGUCAAUAGUAUAAUUUAUAAUCUGCUGGAGGUUCAUCACUCUCGCAAGAGUUGAGAGAAGGACAUACUGCGAUGAAAAGGAAAGGAGACAUAUCAAAAUGUAAAUAACUGAGAGAAAUCUGCAAUAUCAUUUAUGUUUUUCUGUAAAUGACAGCUGAAGAUCACAUUGAGGAUAUUUUUAAACAGCCUUUAUAUCUUAAAAAUCAUUCUGAUGAAGCAGCACAGACCAUUUUUGGACACUAGGGUAUGGAAAUGCCUGAAGAAUAACGUGGGAAGGCCAGAAAAUACUUUACAGACACAGUUUCACGGCAUAAAAGGAUAUCAACCAUCAGAUCUCAUCAAGGUUCAAUGAGACCCCUGAACUGCUGGUAGAAGUGUGAGGAGUUUAACAGAUGACUUUUGUGAGGCUGGACUCAGCGUCUUAUGGACAAUAAAACCGAGUUUGGCCCUUAAAAGUGAGCAGACUGGAAAAAAAGACAGGAAGUGAUGUCACAAACACAGGCUGCAAUGACAUUGCUUUUAACUACAUAGUUUGCAAGGUGACAAUCAGCAGGUAACUGUCACUCUGGGCAAACGUCUUGUUUGUGCUGAGGUUUUAAGCACAUCCAAUCAGCAUCUAUGGCAGAUAAUGUGGUUUAAUAUGAAACUGGACGAAGAAAAAGGAAACGUGGGCUAGUGUUUACAAAUUCUCUCCAAGUCAAAGGGUUUUGGCCUGGAUCAGCACUGCUGUCCGAGUCUUGGAACAGACAGGGCUGAAUGAAAUCUGAUCUGAGAUGAUAAUUCUCACACUUUAUAAAUAAAACCAUUGGCAUUCUUCAGAAAGAUUAUAGUCCUGCCACGAGAUACAUGCUGAUUCCAGGUCAGCUGUCUCGCUCUCAAUCCAAGGACUGAAAAGAACGCUUUUCCCUUGCCGACAUGUUAGAUUUUGCUAAUUUACUUGUAAAAAAUUUAAUUUUUCACAAAUAUGGAGAAUAUGAAUAUUAUUGAUACUAUGUAAAGAUUUCACUUGCACUUACGGCAAUUUUAAAUACUUGCUUUUUCAUAUUCAGGCUUUUUUGCCAGAGUGGCCACAAUAGACACUUCCUCCAUGUUUGACUCUUGUUGGCCUGAGAAUUAGAAAACCCUUUGAGCCA